CUGCGCUGGCUGAAGUCGCGCUGCCCUCGGCGGAGGUCACCGCGCGGCUUCAGACUGGCCAGACUGAUGGAUGAGAGUAGGGAGCCGGGACACGAGCUGCCAUAAUGAUUGCAAAGACAAGCCUUACUUCAUUCCUGCCUGACAUCCAAAAAAUAUAGAUGUGUAUCAAGUUCUGAUUCAAAAUUGUCAAAAAAUGGCAUCCAAGAAGGAACUGACUAGCGAUGAGCGGUUUAGCCGUGUUACAAAGGACCCUAGGUUUUGGGAAAUGCCAGAAAAAGACCGCAAAAUCAAGAUUGACAAAAGAUUUCAGGCUAUGUUUCAUGACAAGAAGUUUAAGUUGAAAUAUACUAUUGAUAAAAGAGGCCGUCCUGUUAACCACAGCUCUACAGAGGAUCUGAAACGGUUCUAUAAUCUUUCAGAUUCAGACUCUGAUCUUUCAGGAGUUGACACCAAAGUAUUUGCUGGAAAGAAAAUGAAGAAGAAAAAAAAGUCAAAAUCGAAAGGAGGAAUAGACUCUGGGAAAUUGCUUGACAAACCUACUGAAGGGGAAAGCAAAAUAGUUAAUCAGGAAAUGGGCCACAAAUGUGGAGCUCCAUCAAAAUCUGAUGACUCCCAGAAUGGACAGAAAAGCAUCACAAGGACUGCCAGCUCAUGUAGCCCAAAGCUGAAAGAGGACUGCAAGAAAAUUAAUGUAGAAAGUGAUCCUACACAGGAUGAUAAAGGACUCAUAUGGAAAGGGAAAAACAAGCAAAUUGUGGUGAGCUCAGAUUCAUCUCUAAGCAAACAAGAGACUUCAAAAGCAAGUAGUACUAAAUCAGUCAAGGCUCCCAAAACAAAGUUUUCUUUAGAGGAAAAGAAAACUGAAUCAGAAUCCAAAGAUGACGGAGAAACCGGCGAGGAAGAGGAGUUGGAAGAUGAGGGAGAAACAGGAGAGGAAGAGGAGUCAGAAGAUGCCAGAGAAACAGGAGAGGAAGAUAGUGAUAUUGAUUCAGAAGAAGAUGAAAGUGACAGUGGGCCCGAUCUGGCUAGGGGGAUAGGAAAUAUUGAAACCAGUUCUGAAGAUGAAGAGGAAAAUGAUAUGUCUGCAGUAUUUACAAAGGCACCAAAGAUUGAGCAUGCCUGGAGAGAACUGCAUAUGGAUGCUCCUCGUGCAGAUGAGAUAACAAGUAGAUUGGCAGUUUGCAACAUGGACUGGAAUAGGCUGAAGGCUAAAGACCUCCUGGUUUUGUUUAAUUCUUUCAUACCCAAAGGAGGUGUUAUAUUUUCUGUAAAGAUUUAUCCUUCAGAGUUUGGAAAGCAGAGAUUGAAAGAGGAGGAGCUGCAAGGACCUGUAGAACUAUUAAGUCUUCCAGAGGACGGCACAGAUAAAGAUUGGAUUUGUAGGGAAAUACUAAGGGAUUAUCAGUUCAAACGACUGAAAUACUUCUAUGCAGUGGUAGAAUGUGAUUCUCCUGAAACAGCCAAUACAAUUUAUGAGGCGUGUGAUGGACUGGAAUUUGAAAGUAGCUGUUCUUUUGUAGAUCUCAGAUUUAUUCCAGAUGAUGUUACAUUUGAUGAUGAGCCAAAGGACAUAGCCUCAGAAGUGGAUGGAGCUGCAUAUAAACCAAAGUACUUCACAUCUGCUGCUAUGGGAACAUCAACGGUGGAUAUAACAUGGGAUGAGACAGAUCAUGAAAGAAUAACUUUACUACAGAGAAAUUUUAAAAAAGAUGAACUUCUUGACAUGGAUUUUCAAGCUUAUUUGGCUUCAUCUAGUGAAGAGGAGGAAGAGCAACAAGGUGUUGAUGUAGCCCAUGAAACAGAAGAUGACAAACCCAAGAAAAACCAGAAGGAUGAUGAAGAGCAAAUUGCCAGAUACAGAGAACUCUUGCAGAGUAUCCAAGAAAAAGAGAAGAAACGAGACGAAAAUGAUAUGGAAAUGGAGAUUAAAUGGGUUCCAGGACUGAAAGAAACUGCUGAAGAGAUGGUUAAAAGCAAAUUGGAAGGAAAGGAUAAACUAACUCCUUGGGAACAAUUUUUAGAAAACAAGAAAGAGAAAAGAAAACUGAAAAAGAAAAGAAAGGCUACUGCCAAAGAAGAAUUGAAUGAAGAUGAAUUUCCAUCUGAUGUUGACUUGAAUGACCCAUACUUUGCUGAGGAACUUGGGAAAACAGGUUUAAAGAAAAUAUCAAAGAAAUUCAAGACAAAAGAAAGUGCCCCAGAAAAAGAAGCAGAGACAGAAAAGCAUGAGGCUGAAAUGGCACUGCUUAUGAUGGAUGAUGAGGAGGAUGACAGAAGACAUUUUAACUAUGAGAAGAUUGUAAAACAACAGAAUCUGAGCAAGAAGAAAAAGAAACUACUAAUGAAAAAGAAGGAGUUGUUAGAAGAUGAUUUUCAGGUGGACGUUGCUGAUACAAGGUUUCAAGCACUGUAUACUUCCCACUUGUUUAAUUUGGACCCUUCUGAUCCAAACUUCAAAAAGACAAAAGCAGUGGAAAAAUUUUUGGAGGAGAAAGCUCGCCAAAGAGAACAAAAGCAACAGAAUCUUGCAAAGCAGAUACAGGAGAAUGAGAUUGGAAAGAAGGGAAACAUCGCUAAGAAAGCUGUAGAUCCUGCUUUAUCAAUGCUAAUAAAAUCUAUCAAAAAUAAAACAGAACAAUUUCAAGCCAGAAAGGAAUUGAAAAUAAAAUAAUGUCCAAUUGUUUGGCUUUCCUCAGUCCAGUCUGUACUCAUUACAAAAUGGCAAAAUUCAUAAGAACUUUAUGGAUGUUGAAUCCCAUAAACUGGGAAGAAUCAGUGCCAGUGUUGGGGCUUGGGAAUGAACUAUAGACAACCACUUGCAAUACCAUCUUUUCCCCUCCCACAAAUACCUCCUUGGAAUAGUAUAUUUGUAAAAUAGUUCACAAACAGCAUGUUUAACAAAAUUAAUUUACCUAAGUUGUUUAUUUCAUAACACCAUUUCAGUUAAAACUAAUAGAAAUGUUAAAGAUGGCUACAAAGAACUUCCUUAGUUGUAGUAAUGGACACAUUUAUAAAUGAGUGUUUGUAACUUCAGGUCCUGAUAUGAUUUUUAAAAAACUUUGGAAUUUUAUAAUGGUGUUUUUAAUGCCCCAUGAGUCUGUAAAUACAAUGUUACUGAUGAAGAUAAUUUUAAUAUAACUGAAAGUGGA
Molecule: messenger RNA, 3149 nt
Organism: Chelonoidis abingdonii (Abingdon island giant tortoise)
Lineage: Eukaryota; Metazoa; Chordata; Testudines; Testudinidae
Source: RefSeq, a predicted model, not a curated record